UGGACAGUCACCAUUCAUCGCAUCUAGCUCACCUGGCAACAUGAUCUCUAUCAAGUCGCUCAUCUUCCUUGGAGUGAUUGCUGUUUCCUUCGUCACAGGCUCCCACUGGGAAAACCAUGAAGAGAAACAUUAUGAUUCCCACCCUCAUUACAAGUUCGAAUACAGUGUUCACGAUCCGCACACCCACGACAUCAAGAGCCAGGAGGAGUCGAGAGAUGGUGACUACGUCAAAGGAUAUUACAAGCUGAAGGAGUCCGACGGCUCGGUCCGAGAGGUACACUACACAGCAGACGAACACAGCGGCUUCAAUGCCAAAGUCACCAAGGACGGACUGCCGCUGUAUGGAGGACACCAAGAGUCCAGCUCUCACCACUACAGCACUGCCCACGGUGCUCACCAAUAUAGUGAGGGCAGCCAUUAUAGAGGACACCACGCUACCAGCAUUCAGAACCAGAACAGCAAGCACUACCACCAGCAUGAGGUCGUCCUUCACCAUCACCACUAA
Molecule: messenger RNA, 505 nt
Organism: Nezara viridula (southern green stink bug)
Lineage: Eukaryota; Metazoa; Arthropoda; Insecta; Hemiptera; Pentatomidae
Source: the annotation of a GenBank genome assembly